AUGGCAAUCUUCAUAACUUGUUCUUACAUAAACAAUGCAAGUUUAAUCAAAACAAUUAUUAUCUUAACCAUGAUAGUAAGUAUAAUAAAUAGAAAAGUAGUGUAUUCUAAAUUAUCAGGUGACUUUCUAUUUUAAGAUCAAGGUAAUUUGGUUUUUGAUAUAUAGAUUGGUCUGUAUAUAAUUAUGAUUUUAGUCUAAUUAUUGUCAUUACUUGUGGUACAUAAAAUGUUUUAUGUGUUGACAACUUUUCAAGAAUUGAUAAUUCUUUUCUUACUAAGACAUUUAAACUUGAACCUCAUUAUUAAGUCACCCUUACUUUCAAAUUUUGGAGGUAUUAAUUGAUUAUAUAAUUUAGAAUUGACACUUGGAAUGAUAAACUCUUUGAAGUAUAUGCUGAUUAAGAAAAAUAAUAUUCAAGAUAUUAUUCUGACUCUGAUUCUACUACAAACAUUUGUCAAGAUACAAUUAGUGAUUCAAUAACAGAUAUCUCUUUAACUUUUCAACAUACAAAUCCAUCUUUAUAAGUUAUUACAAAAGGCGAAGGAUCUUAUUGGGGAAUUUCAAAUUUUGAAUUAGUUAUUUAUGAAUGUCCUCCAGGAUGUGAUGCAUGUAAUUAGAGUCAAUGCUUAGAUUUAAAAUUAGUACCUAUAACUAAAUAAUGGAUCACAAUUGAUAAUUUAACGACAAACACUUCAUGUAUGGGUAAUUGAUAUUGCUAAUUAGAUUAUCGGUAUUAUUGGACAGCGGGUACAUAUAUGGAAAUAGAAAUUGAUUUAGAAUCCCAUAUUAAAAUUAGUUCAAAAAAUGAGAUUCUUAGUAACAAAUGCCAAUAAUCCAAUUCUUACAGUAAAAAUUGAUGAUCAAUAAGUAACUACAACAUAGAAAUUGUCACAACGAAUAAUUUUUACAAGAUCUUAUUGCAAUCAUAUAUAAAUUCUUGAUGUAAAAAUAACAGACUUAGUACAUACAAAUCCAAAAAUUUAAAUUCGUAUUGAUAUAGUUAUGCCAUAAUAUCAAGUAACAGAGGGUACUCCUUUUUUUGGGAGCCCAGAUUUUGAAUUAUUCAUCACUUAAAAAAAAUAAAUUUAUAUAGAUUAAGGAUUACCUUUUGAAGGCUGUUAAUUAGAUAUAACUAAAUUUGUUGAAGGUUGUGCUUUUUGUGUUAGAAAUGAAUGUUUACAUUGUUAAGAUGGUUGGCAAUAUAUAGAAUAAGAUCAGAAAUGCUCACCCAUAUGUGGAGAUUAAAAAAUUGUCUAAAAUGAAUUAUGUGAUGAUGGUAAUCUUAUUCCAUAUGAUGGAUGUUAUUAAUGUUAAUAUUCUUGUCCAUUAUUUUGUAAGAAUUGUAUCAAAGGAAAAUGUAUUGAAUGUGAGUAACCAUAAAAUUUAAUUAAUGGAUUGUGUCUAUUUGUAUGUGAUUAAUUUAAAAUGACUUCUGUUUUAUAAUACACAGGAUGUUUUUAUUAUGUAGAUAAUUUUGAAGUAAAUGGCUAUUACUAGCAUACAAUAUUCAAUUAAGAUAAUUUAAAAUACUUUUAAAAUUAAUUUUUAGAUUGUAAUCUUUUGUAAUAUGGAAUUUUUGGAUUUAUUUUACAACUAAUGUAAAGUGAAAAAUAUAUCAUAAUGUAAAAAUUAAUCUUGGAAUAUUUGUCUUGA
Messenger RNA from Paramecium pentaurelia, 1653 nucleotides. The record is from the annotation of a GenBank genome assembly. Lineage: Eukaryota; Ciliophora; Oligohymenophorea; Peniculida; Parameciidae.